Periophthalmus magnuspinnatus is the source of this 3906-nucleotide messenger RNA. It is a transcript of the gene rab5ab, whose product is annotated as RAB5A, member RAS oncogene family, b. The transcript is spliced from 6 exons. Lineage: Eukaryota; Metazoa; Chordata; Actinopteri; Gobiiformes; Gobiidae. The record is from RefSeq and is a predicted model, not a curated record. The coding region runs from base 263 to 913 and encodes 216 amino acids. Gene Ontology annotation, molecular function: GTPase activity; GTP binding.
GGGGAAGUGCAGGGAAGUGAGAGCGACACCGCGGAGCCAGAGCCAGAGGAGCAGAGCCAGAGGAGCAGAGCCAGAUGAGCAGAUGAGCGCUCCUAGGUCCCAGUAGCCGCUGUUCCACCUGUCAGCCCCUGUGAUCGGACACACUUACACCCACCAGCCCCACUCUCCGCGGGCUUUUCCCACCGUCCAACCCUCUGUUUUUACGAGGUUUGAGCCGCCGCACACAUUACCUCAGUGCCCAGAGGAGGGACCACAGCGUACCAUGGCAAGUAGAGGCGGAGCCACACGACCCAACGGGCCAAACGCGGGCAACAAAAUCUGCCAGUUCAAACUGGUGCUUUUAGGGGAGUCUGCUGUGGGGAAGUCCAGUCUGGUCCUGCGCUUUGUCAAAGGACAGUUCCAUGAAUUCCAGGAGAGCACAAUUGGAGCCGCCUUCCUCACUCAGACGGUGUGUUUGGACGACACGACGGUGAAGUUUGAGAUCUGGGACACAGCAGGACAGGAGCGCUACCACAGCCUGGCCCCCAUGUACUACAGGGGGGCCCAGGCUGCCAUCGUGGUCUAUGACAUCACUAAUGAGGAGUCUUUUGUACGGGCAAAGAACUGGGUGAAGGAGCUCCAGAGACAAGCCAGUCCCAACAUUGUAAUAGCACUGGCAGGGAACAAGGCAGAUCUGGCCAGCAAGAGGGCGCUCGACUUCCAGGAUGCACAGUCAUACGCAGACGACAACAGCCUGCUUUUUAUGGAGACAUCCGCCAAGACCUCCAUGAACGUCAAUGAGAUUUUCAUGGCGAUUGCCAAGAAGCUCCCCAAGAACGAGCCUCAAGCUGCUGGAGCCAACAGCGGUCGCAACAGAGGAGUGGACCUGACAGAGACAGCCCAGCCCAGCAGCCGCCCCUGCUGCAGUAACUAACCUGUACCCCCCCACCAUCACCUCCACCACCUCCACCACAACCACCACAACCACACGUCUGCCCCGGAUCUCCCCCGGGUCUGCCCCCGGACAUCCCCUCUCCGCUGGGCCUCCUUCUCUCCGGACCCCCCUCACUCCCAGGAAUAGCUAAAAGACUCUGUAGAGCUGCAUUUCUAAUCCCUCUUUCGGUUGACGUUGUUUUAUUUUGUACCUUUUUUAAGACGUGUAUAUCAGUAUAAAGGAUGCAUGUAUCACUACACACAUUUGUAUGUCCUGAGCUGGUGACUAACUGAGCGCGUGGCUGUGUGAAUGAAAGGCUGAAUGUUAGGCUGAGUUCACAGGGUGCCUGGAUGUGAGAGACGCUGUCCGCUCCAUGUACAGACUAUUGUCACAUACAAAACAAACUGGACGCCAACACUCUCCCUGCAUUAAGUCAACUUUACACUGGCACCAAUACUUUACUAGUCAUUAUUAUGUUGUCAAUAGACUUUCUUUCAUUUAAAUAAGGUCUUGUACUUAAAAAAAAAAAGAAAAGAAAAAUCAUGUUUUUUUUUCAUAAACAUAACGUUUCAUAAACAUAACUAUCAAUCUGAAAACAGGAGUUAAAGGUGCACUGUGUAACUUUUAAGUGGAGAGUCUGCCAUGUCACUGCAUUGCCCGGAAUGUUCCAUAAUACGCAAUCAAACUUCUCCAUCUUGUGCUUAUUCAAGUAUUGUUUUUUAAGUUUUUAUUGCUCAAAAGUACAUGGAAAGACAUCAUCUUACUCUGAACAGGGUCACCUUUUCACAGAUCGGACUUGUAACUUAACCUGGUGUCACCUGUUGUCUCCAUGGUGAUAUGCUUAAUCUCAUUUCUAUGGAACAUUUCAGACAUUUCCAAGGAGACAAUAACAUGACGGACCCUCCACUUCAGUUACACACUCCACCUUUAACUGUACCAAUCCCAGCAAUAAACCUAAAUCUGCGAUAUUCUAGCGUCAAAAUGGAGGACCGUUCUCUUACUGUCAAGUUUUGAAAUAAAAAAAACAAAAAACAUUUUAGUCAAGAGAACAGACAGUUCACUGACUUAACAAAAAAAAAAAAAUCAAAAAGAAGAUUCAGAUUAUAUAGAAAAUUCAUUUGUUACUGGAUGGUUGCCUCAAAGAAAAGUGCUAUUUAAAACUGGAAUUUUAACAACUAAGUAAAACAGAAUUUGGCUGUUAAAAUUCCAACUAUUUUAAAAGAAAUAUUCAAACGUCUAUAAUCCACAAAUGAACUAAAGAUGGGUACUGUAGAUUGAAAUGCAGAAAUGUAUGUUAACAAAAUGAUCUACAAUUACAAUUUUACCAAGUAGAAAAUUUUCCAUUAUGUUAUUUUAAAGUGCAAUGUUGUGUUGUUUUUUUUACGGUGGCCCAGAUGGACAAGUCAAAACACUACAAUACAAGGAAAACACGAUUGUAAAUUGUACUAAAAAAUGAAUUAAAGAAAUAAAUGUUUUGUUUUAAAGCCAAUUUAUAAGGAAAUCGUAUUAAUACAUUUGUGACAUGUUUCUUAUUCCCUACUUGACAUUAGCUGUUAAAAUGUGUUUUAUUGGUGACUGGCUCUUAGCAUACAGUUUUGUGGAGGUUUUUUCUAUACAAAUGAGAAAUCGUGACAGAAUUAAAAAAUGUAAAUUGCAUUACAGUUCGAAUCAAACUAAUUUCAUCCCAUUUUGCAAUUUACAAUUUUGUUUUAACAUUUAAGCUACCCUUUAUACAUUAUAUUUGUGAAUAAUUUGCACAUUUAUUACAUGUGUUAUUUUUUCUCCCCCUGUAUCUUGUCUUUCAGGGCCACCAUGCUUUUCCCCUGUCUUAGUAUAGAGUUGUUAAGUGUGAUGUCACUUCUGGGUCCAAGGUGCAUCAGCUGAUUGAAAAUAUUGGACAUGUUUACAAUUUUUUUUUGCAUUAAAGAGAGGGUAUUAUGCAAAAUGUAUACCAUGUUAUAACAUUGUUCCCUCAUCACAAAUCUGAAGAGGUCUUAUGUCAUCCAUGUUUGAUUAUUUUAGCGUUCUCUCUCGGACCCAAUCUGAACCCUCCUUACGGUUAGCUGUAAGAUUCUGUGCAACGCUCCGCCCUCCAGCCUACGUCACCCACGCUCCCACACGACAAUUCUCCAUAAAUAUACAAAAACAUGACACAAAACUAUACACUACAUCUUCACAAACCUGAUGCGGCGUGCAGUACUAUAAUUUCAUUAGCGGGGCGUUCACCGAUUGUGCUGUGAUAUCGCUCUGAAGGGGGAGUGACUUAACGCAGACAGCAAAGGGAGGGUAGACUUGGCGCGUCAAAAACAAAAGUUAAACUAAUAAAACAUCUAAAUAUGUUAUGUGUUAGCAGGUAAUACCCUAUAGAAGCAAAAUACCCCCUCUUUAAGACAGAAUUGUUGUCAUUUACCGCUAGCAAGGUUAUAAGUGUGACAGAAAGUGUAUGAGUUUGCGAUAAGAGGCUAGGCUAAUAUAGCGCUAGCAUUAAAUAUAAUAUGUAAUUAUGAGAUUAUUUACAUAUCUAAUACAGUUUGUGGUUAAAGGGUAACUGUCUUUUGUUUGAUGAAUAAGGAACAAAAACAAAGCCCGAAAUCAGCUAUGAAGUCGCUGAUUAGACCCGGAAGUGACAUCAUCUUUUAACAAUCGCAUAAAAGUCUAGAAAAGCUGUACAGUUUUGGAAUCUUGUUAUCUUUGGGUUUUUUUCUAAAUGGGCCAAAUAUCAAACUGUUUUCUUCUUUUCUGUGAUUGAUGUGGAAGUCCAUGUGUCUGCGUGGAACCUUCUCUGGGCACAGUGUUGAUCCUUCAGGCCCUGUUUGGAGGACGGACUUUUCUUUGGGACUUGCUAACCUGGCUACGCUUCAGCAGGUAGCAGCAUUAAGCUAACGGUGUCUCUGUACAGCUGAAUGAAUUAUGUGUAAUGUGUCCUCCAGCAUUACCAGUGAUGGGCUGAGCAGUUUGGAGUGUCUGAUACAAAUAAAUCGAUUCAAUAAAGA